This is a messenger RNA of Cloeon dipterum, 3800 nucleotides long. RefSeq names its product transient receptor potential protein-like. Gene Ontology annotation, molecular function: store-operated calcium channel activity; protein binding; inositol 1,4,5 trisphosphate binding. Gene Ontology annotation, cellular component: plasma membrane; cation channel complex. The record is from RefSeq and is a predicted model, not a curated record. Gene Ontology annotation, biological process: regulation of cytosolic calcium ion concentration; calcium ion transmembrane transport. The transcript has 17 exons. The coding region runs from base 188 to 3532 and encodes 1114 amino acids. Lineage: Eukaryota; Metazoa; Arthropoda; Insecta; Ephemeroptera; Baetidae.
UCUCUCAGUCACAAAAGCGUCACUGUCACUCCGUGUUUGGGGCCUCGUUCGAGAACACCUGUGAUCGUGCUAGUUUCACUCACUGGCAGUGUCCGGAUUACCGUCAAAAUAUUUCUUGGAUUACUAUAUAGCUUUCAACUAAACGGAUUUCCAGCGCGUUUGAUGAAAAGCCGCGAGUGACUGCACGAUGGGCUCGAAAAGGGAAUACGCCAUGAUGCAGGACGUGGUGUCCCUGCAGGCGCCGUCUGAGUACACACUUACAACCUUGGAAAAGAAGUUCCUUUUGUAUGCAGAAAGGGGUGACUGCGCAUCAGUAAAACGAAUCAUAAAUGAAAACACUAAUAAGCCAGAUUUUGAUCUAAACUGUGUGGAUCCAUUGAAUCGGUCGGCACUGAUUGCGGCGAUAGAAAACGAGAAUAUCGAGCUCAUUAGGAUCCUCUUAGCGUACGGAAUUAAAGUCAAGGAUUCUUUGCUGCACGCUAUAAAAGAAGAGUAUGUCGAGGGAGUGGAGGCACUGCUCGAGCAUGAAGAAAAAACUCAUAGAGCUGGCGAGCCUUAUAGCUGGGAAGCCGUUGAUCGAGCCCAAUCAACCUUCACCACGGACAUCACCCCUCUCAUAUUGGCCGCCCACAUGAACAAUUACGAGAUCAUAAAAAUUCUGCUGGAUAGAGGUGCUUCUCUCCCCAGCCCACAUGACGUCAGGUGCGGCUGCGAUGACUGUGUCCUGUCCAGCGAUCAGGACUCGCUACGGCACUCGCAGGCGCGAAUCAACGCGUACAAAGCUCUAUCCAGUCCGUCGCUCAUCGCGCUCUCAUCGCGCGACCCUUUGCUCACGGCCUUUGAAUUAUCUCGCGAACUUUCCAGGCUUCGCGUCAUGGAGAACGAGUUCAGAGAGGAGUAUGAUAAUCUUCGGAAACAAGUGCAAACAUUCGCCACGUCUUUGCUUGACCACGCGCGCACCUCUUACGAGCUGGACGUGAUGCUGAACUACGACCCUGACGAAAUCGACAAUAUAUGGGAACCGGGAAAGCACGGCUCCCUUGAGCGACUGAAACUAGGCAUCAAGUACAAGCAGAAAAACUUCACUGCUCAUCCUAAUGUGCAGCAGCUGCUGGCUUCGAUGUGGUACGAAGGGUUGCCCGGCUUCAGGCGUAAGAACCCGGUGAAUCGAAUCAUGGAGGUGGCCAAGCUAGCCGCAAUGUUUCCGUUUAACAGCCUCAUCUACAUGCUUGCGCCAAACUCAUCGCGAGGAAAAAUCAUGACCAAGCCUUUCAUCAAGUUCAUCACCCACUCGGCUUCUUACAUGUUAUUUCUGAUGCUCCUCGGUGCUGCCUCGCAACGAGUUGAGGUACUCGCGAUGGAGUGGAUUGCUUACGCCUUCGACAGUCAAUGGAUGCAAGACAUUCUGACCGACUGGGCGCGACGGGAAAGAGGCUCCAUACCUGGUUUCGUCGAGUUCGGCUGCAUUAUUUACGUGACGAGUUUGGUGGCUUGGGAAAUACGUUCUCUCUGGGCAGAUGGAAUAAUAGACUACAUCAGCGACUUGUGGAACAUCAUCGAUCUCACGUGCAACAUGUUCUAUGUGACUUGGAUUGCGUUGCGAGGCGUUUCCCACUUCAUUACAUGGCGUGAGUAUUGGCAAGGACUGGACCCGUACUACCCAAGAGAGGAUUGGGACCCGUUCGACCCGUACCUUUUGGCCGAGGGCAUGUUUGCUGCUGGAAUGAUUUUCAGUUUCCUGAAACUGGUACACAUAUUCAGCAUCAACCCUCAUUUAGGACCGUUGCAAAUUUCACUCGGUCGAAUGAUCAUCGACAUCUUAAAGUUCUUCUUCAUUUACACCUUGGUUCUAUUCGCUUUUGGCUGCGGCAUGAAUCAGUUGCUUUGGUACUAUUCUGACUUGGAGCAAGAAAAGUGCUACGGGACCAAUGGAAUUGCGGAUUUCGAAAACCAAGAUAAAUCCUGUACGAUUUGGAGGAGAUUUUCAAAUAUGUUCGAAACAUCGCAGUCAUUGUUCUGGGCCAGCUUUGGUCUGGUCGACCUUGUUUCGUUUGAACUCGCUGGCAUCAAGUCUUUCACGCGAUUUUGGGCCUUGCUCAUGUUCGGCUCGUACUCUGUUAUCAACGUCAUCGUGCUGCUCAACAUGCUCAUUGCCAUGAUGUCCAACUCUUACCAGAUUAUCUCGGAGCGCUCGGACAUCGAGUGGAAAUUUGCAAGGAGCAAGCUGUGGAUCAGUUACUUUGAAGAGGACGAUAUUCUACCCCCUCCCUUUAAUUUGUUUCCUUCUGUGAGUAUGAUGAGCUCUGCAAUCAAGAAGAAAAAGAAGAGGAACACGUCUAUUAGAGCGUGUAAAGAAAAGGCUGAACGAAGACACGAAACGGUGAUGAAGCUCUUGGUGAGGCGAUACGUGACGGCGGAACAAAGAAAGCGAGACGAGUUUGGAAUCACUGAGGACGACGUAAUGGAAAUCCGGCAGGACAUAUCCACGCUGCGAUUUGAAUUGGUCGAUAUUUUGAGAACAAAUGGAAUGAAGACGCCUGUUCUGGAUCCAAACGAAAACAAUCUUGCUGGCAAAAAGGGAAAGCAAAUGGAGCGUCGCCUGCUGAAGGACUUCCAAAUCGGCUACGUCGAAGGCGUGGUGAAUGAGGCAAUCCAGAAUGAAAAGGGCCCGAAGGACGUGUUCUCGCGCAUCGCUCGUGCAAUCGGCGGCAAGCGGCCGACCAGCGCGUCAAAGAAGAAGGACUGGAACGCUCAGGUGCAGCGCAGAAACAGCAGGAAGGAUCCCAUCGGCAGCACUUCGGAGCUGGUGGUGCGCAGGUCGCGCCAGAGCAUCCGCAAACACAUCUUGGAGAACAAAGCCAACGUGGACAGCAAUCGGCUGGUUGAGUACAAUCCACGCCUGGUCGAAGUGUCACCUGCUGCGCGAAUCGCCUACGCCAAGUUCAAGCUGCAGAAGAUCAAGAAGGAGUACGAGGACCCAGGAACCGAAGCUGCGGAUGACGAGGUUUUCACCAACAGCAAUGGAAACGGGGGAAUCAAGAACCCUCCAACUAAUAAGAUCACUAGCAUCCUAAAGAGCUCUGUUUCCUCACUGUCAUCGGUGACAUCAGACCCCCGCACGAAAAAGCCUGAGACCGUGGUCCAAAUGGAAUCGGAAGUGCCAAAAGCAGCGGGAGCGCCAAAACCUCCAGAGCGAUCAAACAGCCAAGUGAUGAUGCAACGCAAGGAGAGCGCGAAGAAGGCACCCGAGCCACCAACGGUGCACCAACCCUCGAUCAAGGUCAGCCACGGCACUCCACCAGUGCAUCCUAAACAAAAGCAGCCCGCCCCAAUGCCAUCCCAAGCGAGCACGGCUUCUGGAUCAUCUUCCGCAACAAUUCCUGCGCCACGACCUGCAGCGAGCGGGGUGCCGGCGAGGAGGAGAGGUGUGUCGCCCAUUCCAGAGGAGCGAGGAGUGUCACCGUCAGUCAGAACACCGCAGCCGGGUGGGAAGUCGACCGUCACAGGGAAGAUUGUCGACGGAUGGAUUUAAUUUCUUUGGCUUUGUCAUUAAAAAUAGAAGCAAUUUUUUACUUAUCUAUGCUUAAAAAGAAAAAGAGGAUAUUUGUAUUAUUUUAAUUAAAUAUAAGCACUUCAAAAUGUACAAUUGGUCUUCAACUCAUUAUGAGUUGCAGUGACUAUCAAAUGGGGAAAAGCAAAAAGCAGCUAGCAUGUAUUCGUUGUAGUUUGAAUAUUUCAACAAAGCAAUAUACACGAUGGCUGUUAAUUUAAUAAAUUAAUGUGAGAAAUGAUGAGAAAAA